AUGGCGGAGCGGUUGCUCUCCUGUUGUGAAGUCUUCGAAAAUUUAAACUUAACUGAGGUAAGUUUUAUUUUUUCCAUACAUAUUUGGUGACUAGAAUGCAAGACAUCCUUGCAGCACAGAGUUAUGAAGACCGUACGAACUCAAAAACGAUCAAGUGGAGAAGUGCUUUCACAUUAUAAAGUUGAAAUUCGGCGUUGCAAGUUAUGUGUUGUCAGAUGCAGUGUUUCUGUGAGGCCCGAAAAAGACUGUGAACUUUUCAGUGGUUCUUUCUUUCGUUUAUUCUUUGGUCUCAGUUCACUGGCAAAAGCAGUUGUCUUAAACAAAAUGGUCUAGCUGCCACACAUUUCUGAUUAAUAUUAGAUGUACUGUGUGAUUGUUAGCUUCAACAUAUCAUCAGCGAAUGACAAAGCUCUGCAAUAUUAUUACAUUUGUAAAAUGUUAACUGGCUACUAUAUAUGUACGUAAUGAGGCUGAAAAAUGUGAUGAUGAUGAUUUUAGGUAUAUAUCCCAAAUUUCAUUCAGAACAAAUUUACUAACUUUUUUUCUGUUGCUGGUCAAGAUGGACUUAGAUAUUGGAGGGAUAGUCAAGGAUAUACCAAUCACUUGGAGAAACUCUGAUCUCUGGUUAGCUGCUGCUUGUAUCAUGUUCAAUCCUUUGUUUUGGAAUGCUGUAAGCAUCAAACUACGUUUUUAGUUUCUACUUUGUAAUAUUUUUACAGUAGAACCCUACCUGUAAAUCUUAGUUAAUUAGGAUCCUAGAAGAGGGGGUGGGUUGCACUGCUAUAUAUGGGCUAUAUUAAAGCAUGUGCCAGCUUGAAAGGUAGGGUAUUAAAGCAGUAAACCCUUAAAAUCCAAGUUCUCCUUUCUUGCCCCAUAUAUUUCUUCUAAAAGUAGUGGGGAGAAGUUGUAAAAAUAUCAUGAGAAUUAAUCCCGAGUGAUAAUAUCCUUAACUUGCCAUGAUAAGAAAAAUUUCUUUGAUUUUUGACCAGUGCUAUAAAUAAUAUCCAUUACAACCAUGAAGGUGCAUUUUUCCUUUUUGUUGAAGUUGAUAUGUUAUGCUGAUCAGUGAGUAACUUAAGUGCUUUUUAAUGAACAGGUUGCUCGCUGGGAAUAUAGAACCCAUUCCCUGACACAUUGCUGUGGCUCUGCCAAAAGAGGAUGUUAUUUGCUAGCUGCUGUUAUUGUCCUACUUGGGCUGUUCAGAGACUACAGGUAAAACAGAUUACAAGUAUAACUCAUGGAUAUUAUUUCCAACAUUGUUUAGUUUCAAAUGCCCUUGCAUUGGUAUAUAGCUGAAAGGGGAAGGCCUGACACUUAACUUGAAGAAAAGCAAUCCUUUCAAAAUUUGACGUUUCAACAACAAUAUGUCACUAUUAUCAAUGCCAAAAAAAAAGUUAUGCUUGCUUAUAAGCUUUAAUUAUUUAAUUAUUUUCCUGAUGGGUUGUCCUGGGGUAAGCUAGAGUUCACUGAUAAAGUUAUGCUGGAUAGGGGACAGAGGUAUGAAUACAUAUUGAAGUUACCUCACCCGGAGUAGUCUUACACAGUCUUUGAUGAAGUAGCUAUUAUAAUCCUUAAAAACGUAUAAAUUGGAAACUUGUGUGUUUUUCUUAUUCGUCUUCUCAGCCAGUAAUUUUUUCUUGAAUUUGUUUUUCUAAUUCUGUUGGACAGGUUUGAGAAGGCAAUUUCAAGCCAGCCCAUAGCAGAUGUUCUGUGCACUGAUCAUGUUCAAAUUUGUGGCUCUUUACUGAUUCUAACCGGCACAGUUCUUGUUCUUAGUAGUUUCUUGUCCCUUGGCAUUCUGGGAACAUUUCUAGGUGUGAUAAAUAUUGUUUCUCUUUCAAUUUAUUUCAUUACUUUUCCUGUACCUAUCCAAAGAAGUUUAUUGUAAAAAGCAUCGAACUACACUAAGUGUGGUUCCAGUUUCACUGAUGUAAAGCUUCCGAGUUAUGUACCAAAUGUAACCAACUCAACUUUGCUUGCUUUCUGUACAAUUGUCCCUCGAUAAUGAAAGCAGUUAGUCUGCCAUCAGUCAUCAACAUGUCCUAGUGCUCACCUUACCACUGGUCAAUAGCUUCAACUCAAAUUGCUGUUAGAGUAAUAAAUAAUAAAGACUUUAAUUUAUUAAUGUGUCAAAAGCCUUAAAGCUUGCAUGGAGUGUAAACUAAUUGUAGACUCCUUCAUUUUCUAGCUUCAUUUCCUGUCUUAUAAACAAAUUUACCACUAUUUUUGACUAAGCAGCAGUAUAUGGCUCAGCUGCUAGCUGCCAUGUAGCCACUGGCUUUUGAGUGGCUAAGUUUUCUGCAAUUAAGCCAGGGUUGGCCAAAGGUAAAAGCUUUAAAAUAUUGAUGCAUAGAGGACUGUCCCAAAGACAGCUGUUCCAUUGAAAAAUAUUUCAGUUAUUGUCAAACUUACCAGAUCAAUUUUAAUGUAAAUGGAUAAAUUCAUAUUUACUGAGGAUGGAUGGGACUUAAUUGAUUUAUGCCAUUGAAUCCAGUUGAUAGAAUUUUACAUUAACAAAUAUUAAUGUCAGUCAUGAGUAAUGCAAUGAAACAGUUAUUUGCUCAAUCAGUUACCAAUAUAUUGGCUUAGUUCCGUCUUAUAAACCUAUGUAGCUUGGUAAGUUUUUUCUUUCCUUUUUGCAGGUGAUUAUUUUGGAAUCCUUUUAUACCAAAAAGUGACAGGUUUUCCCUUCAGCGUCAUGGACAAUCCCAUGUACUGGGGAUCAACUAUGAACUUUCUAGGAUAUUCAUUAAGGUAAAAAAAUUGCUUUAAUGAGCUUUAAUAUUAACUAUAUUUGCAUGCACCACAUGCCUCAAAUAGCUUUGGUAGCCAAAGAGAGUCCUUGUUGUCAAAAUUUGUAAUAAUUACAUGUAUGUACCACUAAAGUUUUGUUGCUGUUGUUGUAAUAUCAGCAUAAAUAGCUCGGACAAUGUUCACUUUUUAAUAUUAAUUUUGCAUUGUUAUUCUAAAUUCUACCAAAUGAACAGCUAAAAUUGUGAAAUAAACUGUUGGAGUUCAGAUCAUAACAUAUUCAUUGGGUGGCCUGGUAAAGCAGUUGGCCUUGUGUCCCUCAUUCUUUGUUACUAAAAUUUUUAGACUUUCUAGUCUUCUCGGAUAAGGACGAAAACCAGAUGUCCCAUCUUAGAGCACUUUCUCAUCCGAUUCUUGUGGGACGUAAAAGAACCCACAUACACCACUGUUUGAAAGGAGUGGGGGGUGUAGACCCCGGUGGUGUGGUCAACCUUUCCUGAGCUGGGUGGGUUAUCUGUAAGGAAAGAUCUUUAUAUCAGAGAGGGAUAACCUCAUGAUCCUCCUUCUUUGGCUAACUGUAAACAGUGUAUGUUUAUUCAUCCAAAUUAUGGUUGUUUCAGGCAGUGCAGUCCUACUGGAUUAGCUUUAACAGCACUGGUGGCAGUAUGUUAUAAGAUAGCCCUUCUCUUUGAAGAGUAAGUUUGUAACAGUCUCAUUAAAAUUUUUAUUAACCAGGGCUGUAUACUUAUUCGUGUGCCAAACCUAACUGAAUGCCUAAUUAGGCCAUUUUUAUGAUGAGGUGAUUUUACCACCUUAGAAAAUUCUUAAUUAUUUUACUUUUUUGCGUAAAUAAUAAAUAUUGUUGUUCAAACCCCACUGGGAAAUUUUAUUAAAUUUUGAAAACCCUGCACUCUGAGGCCCUUUGAAUUUCAAAACCCUUUGUUUCAUAUAUAUUGAGAAGAAAGCUGCCGCUGCAUUUUACUAUUGUAUUUGCAAUUCUUGGUUGUUGUCAUAGUUUUAACCCAUCUUACUUUGUACUAUGUGUCGAAGCCGACUUGUGUAGCCACCUUCCUGUUAUGACCGCACGUAGUGAAUGGCCUUAUUUAUUUUGUGAUAAGAAAACCCUGUUAAUGAGGCCUUCAAAGGGGUAGAAGCAAUAGGUAACAUUGCCCCGAAAACCGGCAAAAUCCUCUCAGAAAGCACCAACAAUCGACAGAAAAAGAGGAAAGAAUUGUGACAGCAACAACAAAGUCUCUUCCAUUAUUUCCAAACAUUUCCCGUUAUUUUUUUUGGAUCGUUUCCUAAUUAUGGUAUUGCUCAAGAACGGUCCCUCGAGAGACAGAUUCUUAAUUCUGUUCAGGUUCUAUAUCUGCUGUAAAUUCCAAAUUGAGUAUCUCAAAAAUUCUUUCUGAACAGACAGCAACAUUUUCUUCCUAGCGGAAAUGCAACAGCAACAUUUUUUUCCUAACCUACCAGGCAAAGGGCAGCCUCAGAAAUGACCGACAAUAUGACAGUAUACCCCAUACCCCCCCCCCCACCCCGGAAGGAAUCGUUAAUGCAGCCACCUUGUAAAUUUGGCCAAUGUACAACCAUUCUACAAAGUCCUCUUUCGUUCAAGUUCAAGUUUAUUUCAGAUUAUUUUGAUGCAAUCAUCCAGGCAUGAAAGUUAUUAGGUGUACAUUCAGUCUUAUUUCUUUAAUAGUUUUUACUGUUUGUCAAAUUUCAUACUUUCUGACUUAUUUUUUUUGUACUUCUAGGCCUUUUACUAAAAGAAUUUAUGAAGAAAAGAAGAUGAGAGAGAAAAAAGUGGAUUGA
Messenger RNA from Porites evermanni, 4566 nucleotides. NCBI's taxonomy places the organism in Eukaryota, Metazoa, Cnidaria, Anthozoa, Scleractinia, Poritidae. The record is from the annotation of a GenBank genome assembly.